CUGUCCCGCGCAAUCAUGGACAACAACCCGAGCGCUGACAUAUCGGUGGACUUGCGCCUAAUCGUUUCCCCGAAAGCUCACAAGCUAACAGCUGUUUUCCCAAAGCUUUCAAAGCGCCCGUGGGAGACGUAUGAAGGUCAGAAGAAGCACUACGCAAACUUCAGCACAGACAGCAAAAUGAGCGCCCGAAAAUUCUGCGUGGGAGGCAACUGGAAGAUGAACGGCGACCAGAAGUCCAUUGCGGAGAUCUGCAAGACUCUUAGCGGUGCCGCUUUGGACCCCAACACUGAGGUGGUCAUCGGCUGCCCGGCCAUCUACCUGAUGUACGCCCGCAACCUGCUACCCUGUACCGUGGGCGUAGCGGGCCAAAACGCAUACAAGGUGGCCAAAGGAGCCUUCACGGGGGAGAUCUCUCCCUCCAUGCUCAAGGAUAUCGGGGCGGACUGGGUCAUCCUGGGCCACUCUGAGCGUCGCGCCAUCUUCAACGAGUCCGACGAGCUGAUCGCCGAAAAAGCAGAGCAUGCUCUGGCCGAAGGUCUGAAGGUAAUCGCCUGCAUCGGUGAGACACUGGAUGAGCGCGAGGCUGGUAAGACAAACGAAGUCGUCGCCCGUCAGAUGUGCGCCUAUGCCAAGAAGGUGCGCGACUGGACCAACGUGGUUGUCGCCUACGAGCCUGUGUGGGCCAUCGGCACUGGCAAGACUGCCACCCCCGAACAGGCUCAGGAGGUGCACGCCUUCCUGCGCCAGUGGCUGACCGACAACAUUUCCAAGGAGGUUUCCGCCGCGUUGCGCAUCCAGUACGGUGGCUCUGUGACAGCAGCCAACGCCAAGGAGCUGGCGAAGAAGCCAGACAUCGACGGCUUCUUAGUGGGCGGUGCUUCCCUGAAGCCCGAAUUUGUUGACAUCAUCAACGCCAGACAAUAAGACGCAUCCUACCAAUCCAAUGCAGCAAAGAAACUGCCCAAAGGGAGCAGAGCGGGGGAGCCACACCCUCCCACUUGCAUUAUGCAUUACGCACACCUUGUUGUCAUUACCGGAAGUCCGGCAUAUAGUGUCGGAAAGUAGACAUGGAAUAUAGUCAAAAAUUCUCUGUUCCCUUGCGAGUAAACCUAUGCACUGUUGUUCAUCGUAUAUCAAAUGUUAAAUUAUUUGGGCUAUAAUUAUAUUUACGCUACUCACA
Molecule: messenger RNA, 1180 nt
Organism: Drosophila miranda
Lineage: Eukaryota; Metazoa; Arthropoda; Insecta; Diptera; Drosophilidae
Gene: Tpi
Product: triosephosphate isomerase
Exons: 3
Coding region: 16-924 (302 amino acids)
Biological process (GO): glyceraldehyde-3-phosphate biosynthetic process; gluconeogenesis; glycerol catabolic process
Cellular component (GO): cytosol
Molecular function (GO): triose-phosphate isomerase activity
Source: RefSeq, a predicted model, not a curated record